Tribolium castaneum (red flour beetle) is the source of this 1345-nucleotide messenger RNA. RefSeq lists its product as uncharacterized. The record is from RefSeq and is a predicted model, not a curated record. Bases 493 to 1062 code for a protein of 189 amino acids. The transcript has 6 exons. NCBI's taxonomy places the organism in Eukaryota, Metazoa, Arthropoda, Insecta, Coleoptera, Tenebrionidae. Gene Ontology annotation, molecular function: hormone activity. Gene Ontology annotation, cellular component: extracellular region.
GCAGAGCGAUUAGUCGAUUGUUCGGUGCCUGAAGAUUCGCAGGUAUAGCCGAAACCCGUGUCAAUCCAGGCAAAGGUUAAACAAACAGCGAUUUCAUAAAUCUUGCCGAUAAACAUGUUAUAUCUGAAUUUUUUUAAUCACAAUUUGUAUCAUCCCAGACUGUGCUAUUUAUAAAUUUGUGGCUGCUGAAACGGCCACAAAUCAUCCCUAAUUUCGGAAGUAGCAGCUUGCAAAAAGUGGCUGGUUUCUUGCAGUGAUGGUCAGUGCGUUAUCCGCGAAGGCAGUGUUGGCUGAACUUUGAGCAAUCACGUUAAAUGAGUCAAGGUUUUUGCAAUAAAGAAAAUUAAAUCCUGACACUCGCAUCUAUCUAAAUCACUCCUACUAUCCAAUUUUAACUCGUCGGUCCAAUUGUUAGUCACACAAUGCCGACCCUAGAUUAAUAAUUUUGACUUCAAGGGUACUUUUUGUAAGAAAUGUAGACUCCAUGGUAACAUGAAGCGACAUUUAACACCACCGGGGUGGCUUACAAUGAACGUGCCAAAACUCUGGCUUAAAGUCUGCUUCACCUUGCUCCUCGCCGGCCAGAUCCACGCAAACAUCGACCGAAAAGAGUUCUUCUGCGGGAAAAAAUUGGUGAAGACUCUCACCGAACUGUGCGCUAUUUACAAUUACCCGACUUUGCCUAGGAGACGUUUUCGGCGGCAAAUAGUGGACGAAUGUUGCCGGUCGCAGUGCUCUCGCCGGUAUUUGGUUCAGUAUUAUUGCAUGGAAGCCCACAGCUCGAUUGCGCACCUCCUCAAAGCCAAGCCCGAGCCGGAGAAACCCCCGGAAAGGCCCGUUGAAGCGCCCAAAGAGACCCCUGUAGGUACCACCCCCUCUCACAUUUCACCAAACCAUGGGCAUUGCAAAUGCAGGAAAAGGCGGGCGAAGAGGAUAAAUAAAUCGAAGAGGAUGCAAGGGCAGAGGAAUUUCAUUCAUAAUCCGGUGCCUCCGGCCAAUAUUGGCCACGUCGAACGCUCACAAACGCCGUUCUAUAUUUGGAAAUUCUCGAGGGUUUAUUAAAAACUUCGACUUAUUUAAAUCCAUUUCAUCUCAUCUAUUUAUUUCUCUGUGAUUUCUCUCGUACAAAACGUUGUAUUAUUUACGAGCUGAGUAUUUUUACGAAUCCCGAAAGAGCAAUUAGUAGACUUUAAUUAUUUAUUAAAAUAAGGACAAAGGAAUUGCGUGCUUCUGCUACUAAUUAUCUUCGGGGGAUUUUAUGCGACAUAAUAUUAUCUCGAAUUUUUUUACCUGUGAGUGACUUCUUUGUUGUAAUGGUUGUAAUUUAAAUAAAAUUUAAAACAAA